AUUCGAUAUACAUUUGACAGAUCACUUUGUUUCGUGUGAACUGCUUAGGAAAGUAAAAAUAAUCCAUACAAAAUAAAUGAACUAAAUAAAUUAUGGAAAAAGAGCAAGAGAUAUUAGGCCGGCUUCGGCAAGAUAUUGUGGAUAAUAAUUUACAUGUUAAAGCCAUAAUUCAGGACAUAACUGGAUUUCGUGGCACAAUUGAAGAGUUAAAUCAAUUCAAUGAAGCUGGACGGGCAAAAUUGGCAUUAUUACGAAAAAGUAUUCAUCGUUUAGACGAUUAUGUGGCCGAUUUGAAUAAUCCAACACUCUCAGCGGAAAUUGAUUCACAUCGUCAACAGUUUUCCAGAACUUUGCAAGCAUUCCGCCGAGCUAAUAUUACUACAAUGUUGGAAAUAGAGAAAUUGGAUAAAGCUGAACUACUUUCAAACAAGACCGAAGUACGUCAUCGAACUGUCGGCCAAUCGAAACAUGCUCAAUCUAGUUUGGCAUAUCAACAAGAUAGUGUCACCGAAAAAAUGUUAUCGAUAUCACGUCAUUUAUCGGAGACAACACAAAAGAGUGCGGCCACACUGGAAACAUUGGUUGCAUCAUCGGCAAACGUUGAAGGUACAAAUGAUGAACUUCACAAUACAGCCGGCACCAUAUUGCAUUCCAAAAAAUUACUGAAAAAAUACGGCCGACGAGAGUGUACCGAUAAGAUAUUAGUUUUCUUUGCAUUCACACUUUUCAUUGUGGUUGUUUUAUAUAUUGUUCAAAAAAGACUUUUUUAACAAAAUAUUAUUUAGUGUUAAAAAGAUGA
Molecule: messenger RNA, 799 nt
Organism: Contarinia nasturtii (swede midge)
Lineage: Eukaryota; Metazoa; Arthropoda; Insecta; Diptera; Cecidomyiidae
Gene: Sec20
Product: vesicle transport protein SEC20
Exons: 3
Coding region: 93-770 (225 amino acids)
Biological process (GO): retrograde vesicle-mediated transport, Golgi to endoplasmic reticulum
Cellular component (GO): SNARE complex; endoplasmic reticulum
Molecular function (GO): SNAP receptor activity
Source: RefSeq, a predicted model, not a curated record